CUAGUGAAGAUGAAGAUUUGCCUGAUCUUGCUACUGAAGCAGAUCGAGGUCUGCAGUUUAUUCAAAGCCGCAGAAAGGAAAGAGAUCCAUUUGGGUUGUAUGAUCAUGUCAUCAUGGACAGUGGUUGCACCACCAUUUGUAAUGUUUAUCAUGAUGAAGAUGGAAUUGCCAAUGUACUUGCUAUGCGCGAGAUGAUUGCUGCGGGAUACCGCAUUACUUUGGAUACUGAUGCUGACAAUGCUUUUAUUGAGCAUUGUGAUGGAAACAGAAAGAUGCGAUUUGUGAAUCGUAAGGGUAUACCUGGCGCCUCUACAUUGAAAGGCAAGUCAACAAGACCAACUCCGAAGAAGAGGUACAACGACUUCUUCAGUCCACCAGAGGAAUUAUAUCAGCACAAUCAAUCUAUUACCGUCUGUAUUGAUCACAUGGAGAUCGAGAAUGCUAAGUUUCUCACCUGCAUUGAUACCACUGUGCGCUAUCGCUCAUGUAAUCCCAUGCAGAACCUGAAGACUGACCCUGAAUUUGAAGCAUUGGAUAAGAUAUUCCGCCGCUACAACAAGGCAGGCUUUCAAGUCAAGAUCAUCAAGUGUGAUCGGGCGUUCAUUCCUCUCACGGAUGAUAUGCUAGACAAUAUGGGUGAUACUACAAGAGUGACAUGGUUGCUGAACUUGGACAAUAUGUUCAUGCAAUUGGAACGGAUUCCAACAAUUUGA
Messenger RNA from Cylindrotheca closterium, 713 nucleotides. NCBI's taxonomy places the organism in Eukaryota, Bacillariophyta, Bacillariophyceae, Bacillariales, Bacillariaceae. The record is from the annotation of a GenBank genome assembly.